AUGCCGCUCAACGCCCACGCUGCAGCGCGCCUGCGCAACAAGAAGCGCGGCGGAACCUCGUCGACCCGCACCGCCUCGUCGUCGUCGUCGACCGCGACCAGCUCCAAGGCGCAGCCCAAGGCCGCACCGCGGUUCCGCCCGACCGCCACGCGCGACCUCCAGUGGAAGCGCCUCGUCCUCCCCGCCGAGAUCGGCUUCGACGACGACGGCGGCCUCCUCGAGGUCGACGAGAUUGACGGUGUCGACGUCGUGGUAGAGGACGGGCGGGCUGUCUUCAAGGUCCGCGAGGACGCCGACGAGCCGCCGCCGGCGAAGAAGAGCCGCAAGGGCAAGGGGCGAGCAGAAGAUGUCGACGACGGCUUUGUCGACGUCAACGACGUCGAGGACGAGGACGAUGCGCCGGCGUUCGCCGACGACGAGCAGCUCACGUUCCAGGACGACGAGGAGCUCAGCUUCCCGGGCGACGAGGCGGAGGCGGCGGCAGCAGCAGACGAGGUCGCGCCAGGCCAGGACGCAGCACCUACAGCGGCGGAGCAGAAGGAGGGCAAGGAGAAGAAGGCCAAGGCCAAGGGCAAGAAGCGGUCGCGAGACGAGGCAGAAGCGGCGGCGCCGGUGCAGCACGAGGACGCCCCGGUCGAGCCUGUUGACGUCCAAGCGGUCCUCCCAGCCUGGUCGCACCUCCCCCUCCCGAACCCGCUCUACCGCGCCCUCGCCGAGCUCAAGUUCGCCAAGCCGACCGCGAUCCAGGAGCGCGCGCUGCUCGCCGACGCUGCCGCUGUCGCCGCCGGGGCGACCGAGCGCGACCUCGUCGGCAUCGCGCAGACGGGCUCGGGCAAGACGCUCGCCUACGGCCUCCCGAUCCUCGCCCAUAUCCUCUCCGCCCCUCCUCCACCACGCGCCGCAUCGCCCUCAUCGGCCACGUCCGACGACGACGAGGGCGACGACGCGUCCGAGCCGUCCCGCCUCGCGGCCCUCAUCCUCUGCCCGACUCGCGAGCUCGCCCUCCAAGUGCGCGCGUCGCUCGCGUCGCUCGCCGUCCGCACCCUCCCUCUUCUCCCAUCCACGCCCGAGCUCGCCGCACUCGCCGACGAGGACCCUCGCAAGCGCGUGCGCGGCAAGCUCGCCCAGGUCGUCGCCAUCACGGGCGGCAUGAGCAUUGAGAAGCAGAAGCGGCAGCUCGAAAAGGGCGCCGACAUCAUCGUCGCGACGCCAGGUCGUCUGUGGGACUUGAUCGGCGACAUGGACUCGCUCGUUCGCGACAUCAAGGGCAUGAAGUUCCUCGUCAUCGACGAGGCCGACCGCAUGAUCGAGAACGGGCAUUUUGCCGAGCUCGACAACAUCGUCCGCUUGACCCGCCGAGGAACCGCCAAGGGCGACACGGGCUUCGUCAACGACUUCAGCUCGGCCGUCACGACGCGCUCGAACCUCGGCCUCGUCAACGCUCGCCCCGACAUGCGCACCUUCGUCUUCUCGGCCACGAUGUCGCGCGAGCUGCAGCGCAACCUCAAGCGCAAAGGCCCCAAGCGCUUCGUGCCCAAGUCCGAGGCCGGCGGCAUGUCGAGCCUCGACGACCUGCUCGACACGCUCGACUUUCGCGACGCCGAGCCUGAGAUCAUCGACCUCAGCCCCGAGAACGGCCUCGUCGAGACGUUGCGCGAGUGCAAGGUCGAGUGCCUCCAGAACGAGAAGGACAUCUACCUGUACCACUUCCUCCUGCGGUACCCGUCGCGUACGAUCGUCUUCCUGGCCUCGAUCGACGGCAUCCGGCGCCUGCACCCGCUCCUCGAGCUGCUCAAGGUCAACGUCAUCCCGCUCCACUCGGGCAUGCAGCAGCGUCAACGCCUCAAGGCGCUCGACAAGUUCAAGUCGUCGCCCGACGCCGUCCUUCUCGCGACUGACGUGGCCGCUCGUGGACUCGACAUCCCGGCCGUCUCGCACGUCGUCCACUACCAGCUCCCUCGUGCCGCCGACACCUACGUCCACCGAUCGGGUCGCACCGCUCGUGCCGGCACCGAGGGCCUUGCGCUGCAGAUCGUCGCGCCCGAGGAGAAGAAGGUGCAGAGGAUGUUGAUGGCGAGCCUCGGCAAGAACACCGAGCUCCCGGCGCUCCCGACCGACUUCUCGAUCCUCGACCAGCUCAAGAAGCGCGUCGACCUGGCCAAGGAGAUCGACGUUGCGCACCACCGCGCCACCAAGGCCGCUCACGACGACAAGUGGCUGCGCGACGCCGCCGAGGCGAUGGAGAUCGACCUUGACGACGACAACUCCGACCCCGACGGCCCUGUCCAGCCCUCGCGCAAGAAGCGCUCGCAGUCGGCGGCCAAGGUUCGCGCCCUGCGCACCCAGCUCGACGCCCUCCUCCGCAAGCCGCUCAUGGUGCGCGGCGCGUCGGCCAAGUACCUCACGACGCGGGGCACGGUCGGCCUCGUCGACCAGCUCGUCGGCGGCACGGGCCACUCGAAGAUCUUUGGCAUCCAGGCGUCGACGGCGCUCGAGGACCACGCGUCGGCGACCAAGGGCAGGAAGGGCAAGGGCGCCAAGGUCGUCGAGGAGGAGCCGGCUGCCGAGGCGGACGAUGCCGAGGCUGAGCUGGCGGGAGAGGUCGAGGCGGGUGAGGAGCUUGCGGACGUCGAGCCCGAGGCAGCAGCGCCGCCGCCCAAGAAGGGCAAGGCGAAGCGCAAGGGCAACAAGGGCGGCAAGAAGGCGGUGGUCGUCGAGGAGCAGGCGUAGCCUCUCACUGCAUCUCGCAACUUCCUUUGCCCUAU
Messenger RNA from Rhodotorula graminis WP1, 2765 nucleotides. RefSeq lists its product as uncharacterized. The transcript has 9 exons. Gene Ontology annotation, cellular component: nucleolus. NCBI's taxonomy places the organism in Eukaryota, Fungi, Basidiomycota, Microbotryomycetes, Sporidiobolales, Sporidiobolaceae. The record is from RefSeq and is a predicted model, not a curated record. Bases 1 to 2730 code for a protein of 909 amino acids. Gene Ontology annotation, molecular function: nucleic acid binding; RNA helicase activity; ATP binding.